AUGGCAGUCUCAAACGAUUUGCCAGCUACUGAAGCAGUGAAUUCAGAAUCGAUUGUGCAUGAAAAGAGUGCAAAUGGCUCUAGCAAUACACCCAAGAAACUGCAUGGCCGCGCCUUUUAUGAAAGCAUUGAUAGUCCUAAAUUCAUUCUCGCGCCCAUGGUAGAUCAGUCUGAAUUCGCCUGGCGCAUGCUGUCUCGCUCCUUCAUGUCCCCAGAAUCAAACAAAUCCCUCUUGGCAUACACACCCAUGCUUCAUGCGCGCAUGUUCUCUGAAACUCCCAAGUUCCGCGAUGCACAUUUCCAGCCGAUGAAAAGCUCGCUUGUUUCUCAGCUAGAUUCGUCUUGUCCUAUUCCAAAGGAGGAUAUAUUUCUUGAUGGGAAUCCAGCUUUCGAUCGACCUCUUUUCGUACAAUUUUGCGCGAAUGAUGAGAAGGAAUUACUCGAGGGAGCUAAAUAUGUGGCGCCUUUUUGCGAUGCUGUAGAUUUGAAUUUGGGAUGUCCUCAGGGUAUCGCGAGGAGAGGAAAGUAUGGGGCCUUCUUGCAGGAGGACCAAGGGCUCAUUUAUAAGUUGAUUAAUACGCUACAUAAAGAAUUGGAUGUACCUGUUACGGCAAAGAUUAGGAUAUUGGAAACGAGGGAGAAGACGUUGGAAUAUGCAAAGAUGGUGGUGAGUGCUGGAGCAAGCAUCUUGACGGUGCAUGGAAGGACGAGGGAGAUGAAGGGUCAUAAAACGGGUUUGGCGGAUUGGGCGGUAUUGAGAUUUUUGAGGGAGAGUUUACCGAAAGAAGUGGUUCUUUUUGCGAAUGGAAAUAUUCUGUCAAGGGAGGAUAUUGAUGAGUGUCUGAAAGUGACAGGUGCGGAUGGGGUAAUGAGUGCUGAAGGAAAUUUAUAUGAUCCGACGAUCUUUUCGGAUGCGCCGACUCUGAGGGAGGAAGGGAGAGAGUAUUGGAGGAGUUUGGAUGGGAAAUUGGGAGGUUGGAGAAUGGAUGCUGUGUUGAGGAGAUACAUGGAUAUCAUUUAUAAAUAUGUUUUGCAGGUAUCGCCGCCUGAGAGAAAACCUCUCUUCAUAUCCUCGGAUCCGGAAGAAAAGCUUGAAGAGGUAGAGGAAGAGGAAGAGGGACCACCAAAAAAGAAACAAAAGGGAGAAAAGAAGGAGAGGACCACGAGUCCAAGUCUGGUCGCUAUGCAACCGCAUUGCUUCAAACUUCUUAGACCGCUGGUUUCAAAACAUCAUGAUAUUAGAGAUGCAUUAGCAAAGUGUAGAGCAGGGGAUGUACAAGCUUUUGAAAACGUCCUACAAAUGACGGAAAAGGUUGUCAAAGAGGGAAUAAUAGAAUACGAGAGAACAAAUGGCGAAAGUUAUAGAGAAGAAGUCGAGAAAGCGGAAAAAGAAAGGGAGGAGAAAAUGAAGGGUGGUGGGAAGGGUGCUAAUGGGAGAGGAGGACAAGAUGGAGAUGGUGAGGGCAAAGGUAGUGAGAAAAUUAAAUUCGAGGAGAGCUCUCUCGAUAUGGUUAGGAGGUGUAAGAGGCCUUGGUGGGUGGUGCAGCCUUAUGUUAGACCAUUACCUAUGGAAGCAUUGGCGAAGGGAAGUUUGACGUUGAGUAGGAAAGAGAGGGGUGGGAAGGGGAAAGGAGAUGCGGGGAAGGAAGUCAAUGGUGCUGAGGAGGAAGGGAAGGUCGAGAUGCAGAUUGUGGGUAAGGAAGAGGGGAGUAUGAUAGAGAAGGAAAUAGUGGAGGUUCCAAAGGAUGGAUUGGUUUGUGGAUGA
Sclerotinia sclerotiorum 1980 UF-70 is the source of this 1764-nucleotide messenger RNA. RefSeq lists its product as hypothetical. The transcript has 2 exons. Gene Ontology annotation, biological process: tRNA processing. Gene Ontology annotation, molecular function: tRNA dihydrouridine synthase activity; flavin adenine dinucleotide binding. The coding region runs from base 1 to 1764 and encodes 587 amino acids. The record is from RefSeq and is a predicted model, not a curated record. Lineage: Eukaryota; Fungi; Ascomycota; Leotiomycetes; Helotiales; Sclerotiniaceae.